This is a messenger RNA of Colletotrichum godetiae, 1236 nucleotides long. Its product is annotated as coiled-coil domain-containing protein 55. The record is from RefSeq and is a predicted model, not a curated record. Lineage: Eukaryota; Fungi; Ascomycota; Sordariomycetes; Glomerellales; Glomerellaceae. The coding region runs from base 1 to 1236 and encodes 411 amino acids. Gene Ontology annotation, biological process: regulation of alternative mRNA splicing, via spliceosome. The transcript has a single exon.
AUGAGCAAACCAGGCUUGUCAUUCGGCCUCAACUUAGGCAAAAAGCCCGGCGCAUCGAAGCCGGCCCCCGGAAAACGGAAGCCAUUCGGCGCCAAAGCAUUCGGCGGCGACGAUGACUCCGAUAACGAUGCGCCCAACUCGGGAACCAAGAUCGAGUCGCUGGACGAGCUAGGCGGUUUUGAAGUCAAGUCCUCGUCCGGCAGACAACAAGACAGCGGAGGGAGGACGAGCAAGACCAGGACCAAGAAUGCGCUGCCGACACAGCCGCCCACGAGCAGGGCCAAAAAGCAGGAGAGCGCCAUGUUCGGCGACCUCUCGGGCUCGCUCACGUCCAAGAAGCACGCCGAGGCGGCGGAGGAGCUCGAUCCGAGCGUGUACGACUACGACGGCGUGUACGAAUCGUUCAAGCCGCAGAAGAAGACGACCAAGGAGGACGUGGAGAGGAAGCCCAAGUACAUGAAGAGCCUGCUCGCUGCGGCUGACGUACGGAAGCGAGAUGCGCUGAUUGCGGAGGAGAAGAAGAUUGCGAGGGAGCGGGAGGCUGAGGGGGAAGAGUAUGCGGAUAAGGAAAAGUUCGUCACGGAGGCGUAUAAGAAGCAGCAGGAGGAGAACCGACGAAUCGAGGAAGAGGAGAGGAGACGGGAGGAAGAGGAGGCUAAGAAGAACAAGACGGGUGGCAUGAGCGCUUUUUACAAGAAUUUGUUGAAUAAGGGCGAAGAGAGGCAUGCUGAGGUUGUGAAGGCGGCGGAGGACAAGGCCAAGACCGGUCCGACGGUACAGGACGAAGGCGACGAUGCGUCAAAGGAGAAGUCCGAGGCCGAUGUGGCGCGGGAGAUCAACCAAAAAGGCGGUGCCAUCGCCGUCAACGAAGACGGGCAAGUGGUGGACAAGCGACAAUUGCUCCGGGGCGGUCUCAACGUUGGGGCCAAGAAGGAAGCACAGGUCAGGGAGGAGGCUGCAAGACCAAAGGAGAGCAGGCCGGAGCGCGGCGCCGGCACCGGCUUCGUCGGGUCCGGCGGCAAAGGCGCGAUGCGGGAGCGGCAGACGAGGAUGCUUGAGGCGCAGCUGGAGGCGGCCCUCAAGCGGUCCCGCGAGGAGGAGGACGCGGAGCGCGAAAAGGUUGAGCGGGUUACGAAGACGAGGAAGACGGAUGGGGAGAUUUCGAGCGCCAAGCAGCGGUACCUGGCUAGAAAGCGCGAGGCGGAGGAGGCGAAGAAGAAGGGCCUGGCGGAGUAA